AUGGUGACCGGAAUAUCGGAGGAAAAUGAUGAUGAAGAGACUUUUUCGGCUGUUCAUUCUUCAACACCCAGUAUUAAUUCUCAAUCCUACGCGAUUCCUAUAACAGAGGAAAUGUCCAGCUCUUUCCAUGAUUCGAUCAGCACCACUAGCAACUCAAGUGGUAGCUUCGAUAGUGAUGGAAGUAACGUUUCAGAUGUUGUGGAGCAAAAUGAAAUGGACAAUGAAUCUAACGUUGACGAAGAUUUGUUCCUAGAUAACGAUAUCCCUCAGUCAAGCAAUUUGCUACCCACGGAUGCCCAGGAUCCUGGUCCAAUAUUUGACGUUUCUAGAUAUAUUUUUGAUUCUCUAAAACAAUCUAUUGAUUCUGCUGAUUUCUCAGAGGCACUUUCUCUACAGACCAAAACCUCCGCUGUUAUAAAUUCGAAAAGCCUAGAGCUUAAACAAUAUAUUGAUGAAAUGAAGAGCAGGCUCACUCAACUGCAAGAGAAGUUUGAAAAUGGUGAGGCUACUUCAAAAAAAAUAAAACGUGAUUUAGAAACUUCAAGAAAGAACAUCGACUAUUUAAACGCUGCUUUGCGUGUCGAUUUCCCCAUAGAGUUUAAUCAGGCAAGAGAAAAAAUUCUUGAGCGCAGAUUGAAUGAAGACCAUGACUGCUGA
Saccharomyces cerevisiae S288C is the source of this 657-nucleotide messenger RNA. It is a transcript of the gene KXD1, whose product is annotated as Kxd1p. The transcript has a single exon. Lineage: Eukaryota; Fungi; Ascomycota; Saccharomycetes; Saccharomycetales; Saccharomycetaceae. The coding region runs from base 1 to 657 and encodes 218 amino acids. Gene Ontology annotation, cellular component: endosome. The record is from RefSeq and is marked reviewed.